AUGACCAGGAGAAAGGGGAAACUUGCAUUUAUAGUCAAGGACUCUGCGAGGAAGGCAACAUACAGGAAAAGGAAGAAAGGUUUGAUGAAGAAGGUGGAUGAACUAAGCACCCUUUGGGGAAUUGAAGCAUGUGCUAUAAUAUAUAGCCCCUUCGAACCUCAACCUGUGAUUUGGCCAUCCCCGUCGUGGGUUCAAAGGGCGUUGGAAAGGUUGAAGACAAUGCCUGAAUUGGAGCUGAGCAAGAAGAUGGUGAACCAGGAGACUUUAAUGAAACAAAUGAUCUUGAAGGUAAAAGACCAAGUGAUGAAUCAAAGGAAGGAAAACAGGGAGAAAGAGAUGGACUUGCACAUGUAUAGGUGCAUCAAUGCAAGGAAGGUUCUUCCCAAUAUGAACAUGAAUGAUCUGAAUGAUCUUGCAUGGGUGAUUGAUCAAAAUUUGAAGGAGGUCGACCGAGAGUUGGAAAAAAAUGAAUAA
Lotus japonicus is the source of this 474-nucleotide messenger RNA. RefSeq names its product agamous-like MADS-box protein AGL80. The record is from RefSeq and is a predicted model, not a curated record. NCBI's taxonomy places the organism in Eukaryota, Viridiplantae, Streptophyta, Magnoliopsida, Fabales, Fabaceae. Gene Ontology annotation, biological process: positive regulation of transcription by RNA polymerase II. Gene Ontology annotation, molecular function: protein dimerization activity; RNA polymerase II cis-regulatory region sequence-specific DNA binding; DNA-binding transcription factor activity, RNA polymerase II-specific.